GACCCUGAGGAAAUACUGCCAUAACCCAUUUGCUGUCAGAACAAGUACAAGGUUCUGCCUGAGAUCAGCAACCCAUCCCACCAUGUCAAAAUCCAUCAGAAUAAAGUUCCUUUGCCUCCUCUUGAUCACCAUAUGCGUAAUCACGGUCUUUGUUAGCAACAGAUCACGCAGCUUCAAGCCGAGACCAGUUGUUCCAGAGGUUUGUCCACGAUCAGUCUCCAAACAGAGCAUAACUCCCCUGAAAAACACCAAGCACUUAUUGGUCUCGGCCUACAUGGAUCAGAGAGCGCAGGGCUUUGACAUUCGCCUCAUCGGGAUAUUUCGGAGAGACUCCAUCCAGGAACUCCACUGCUUUUUCUGCUGUGCCGGCUACACGAGUGAAACCACUCCGACAAAAGUUUUACAACACUCUGACAACUUCGGGUUUCCAUUCGUCACCACAGACAUCAUGUGCCGGAUUCCUAAAAACUGCAAUGCCACACAUGUCACUCUUUUGACGAAGCCCAAGCCUGAGAAUAGAGCUGACUGGCUUCCCAUAAGGAACAAGAAAACUAACGGAGGAGCAGAGGAAAGGAUGGAUUUCACUGUGUGCGUCUCCAAUCUGUUUGGGGACUACAACAAUGUGCUGCAGUUUGCACAGACACUAGAGAUGUACAGGUUGCUCGGCGUGAACAGAGUAGUGAUCUACAACACCAGCUGUGGCCCGGACCUUGACCGUCUUCUGCAGAGUUACAGCCAGGAGGGCUUUGUGGAAAUAGUUUCCUGGCCGAUCRACCAAUACAUGAAUCCAUCGCGAGGCUGGCUCUUUUCGGAACAUGGUGGUGAUAUUCACUACUUUGGCCAGCUCACCACACUCAACGACUGCAUCUACAGAUCCAUGGAGCGUUCCCGCUACGUCCUGCUAAACGRUAUAGAUGAGAUCAUCAUGCCGUAUCAGCAUGACAACCUGAAGUCUCUGAUGGACGAGCUGCAGAAGCAGCAUCCAAAAGUGGGAGUGUUCCUCAUUGAGAACCACAUCUUUCCCAAGCAUCACUUURAACCAAGUGGCAGGUUUCACCUUCCUAAGUGGAGCAGCGUGCCUGGAAUUAAUAUUCUGGAACAUGUUUACAGAGAAGACCCUGACCAAAAGAUUUUCCAUCCAUACAAGAUGAUCGUUCAGCCAAGGAUGGUUGAGCAGACAUCAGUGCAUGGAGUGCUCCAAAUUUUUGGGCAGAAGUACAAAGUCCCGCUGGACGUUUGCCGGAUCAUUCACGUCCGUGUCGCCCUACGGAAAUCACUAAAACUGGAGGAGCUCCAUGUGGAC
Messenger RNA from Poecilia reticulata (guppy), 1303 nucleotides. RefSeq names its product beta-1,4-galactosyltransferase galt-1-like. NCBI's taxonomy places the organism in Eukaryota, Metazoa, Chordata, Actinopteri, Cyprinodontiformes, Poeciliidae. The record is from RefSeq and is a predicted model, not a curated record. Gene Ontology annotation, molecular function: glycosyltransferase activity. Gene Ontology annotation, cellular component: cytoplasm.